UAUGGAUCGGCGUUAUUCUCUGGAAAGCAUGUGAUUGAUACGAUCUUAUUUGCGCUGCAAAUCAUUCUCAGUUACGUUCUUAUGCUGGUGUUCAUGACAUUCUCAAUUUGGUUGGGCAUUGCCGUGACGCUUGGGGUCGCCUUUGGGUACUAUAUAUUCGGUUACAGAUCUCCAGCUGCUAAACAAAUACGUGAGAAAACCUCUACACAGUUACCGUAA
Messenger RNA from Anisakis simplex (herring worm), 219 nucleotides. The record is from the annotation of a GenBank genome assembly. Lineage: Eukaryota; Metazoa; Nematoda; Chromadorea; Rhabditida; Anisakidae.